AUGUCAGGGGUUAACGUGGCUGACCUUCUGGCCACGACAAUGACACUACCCAUAACAGCCGCACCAGAAGCAGCAACUUCACAAGCAGCAAUACUCGUGGCAGCUGCAACAUCAGCCACCAACAGCAGCCACCUGCAACCUGCAACAUUAACAAGCCACAUUUUCACGACAGCAGCAGCCAAAACGACGACGAAGACGACGACUACGAGCAGUUUGCCUAUAACAUCGCAAUUUGUGGAUGCCUCGUUGACUUCGCUAUCACUAACAGCCACAUCGUCAGAUGGCUCCUACUCCUCACCCUUUUCAUCCCACUCGCCGUUGGAGUCCACGUUUGAGUUCCUCUCCACAGUCGGUCCAAACAUAACGGCCAAUGGCAGUGAGAUUGCCGUGGAUAACCAGACGGAGCUGGAGGAGAGCUGGCUGGAUCUAUCGCUGCUGCUGCUCAAAGGAUUCAUCUUCUCGUCAAUUAUCCUGGCCGCUGUGCUGGGCAAUGCAUUGGUCAUCAUUUCAGUGCAGCGCAAUCGAAAGCUGCGGGUGAUAACCAAUUACUUUGUUGUGUCGCUGGCGAUGGCCGACAUGCUGGUGGCCCUCUGUGCGAUGACAUUCAACGCCUCCGUGGAACUGUCCGGCGGAAAGUGGAUGUUCGGACCGUUCAUGUGCAACGUGUACAACAGCCUGGAUGUUUACUUUUCCACGGCCAGCAUAUUGCACCUGUGCUGCAUAUCGGUGGACAGAUACUACGCCAUUGUGCGUCCACUGGAGUAUCCAUUGAAUAUGACACACAAAACGGUGUGCUUCAUGCUCGCCAAUGUGUGGAUCCUGCCCGCCCUCAUAUCCUUCACGCCCAUCUUCCUGGGCUGGUACACGACGGAGGAGCACCUGCGGGAGAUUUCCCUGCAUCCGGACCAGUGCUCGUUUGUGGUCAACAAGGCCUACGCCCUCAUCUCCAGUUCGGUGAGCUUCUGGAUACCCGGCAUUGUGAUGCUGGUGAUGUACUGGCGCAUCUUUAAGGAGGCGAUACGUCAGCGCAAGGCCCUCAGCCGCACCAGCUCCAACAUCCUGCUGAACAGCGUCCACAUGGGCCACACCCAGCAGCCCACCAGCCUGAGCUAUCUCCAUCCCAGCGACUGCGAUCUGAACGCCACAUCCGCCCGCGAGGAGACGCACAGUGCCCUCAGUAACUUGGAGGACAUGCUGCAGCCGGCCACCGACGAGGACGACGACAGGGACGAGUGCGAUGAACUGAGAGUGCCAUCGCCGCCGCCACGCCGCCUCAGCCGCAGCAGCAUCGAUCUGCGGGACUUGGAGCAGGAGCGGUACGAGAAGGUCACCCACACGGACAGUGCUCCUUCGAUGAUGGCACUGCAGCAGCAGCAGCCCUCCCACAAUCAGUUGCAGCCACCGGCGCCAGUGUUCAAUCCGCAGAUAUGGACGGAGGGCAAGAUGAUCCCUUCGAAGGAGCUCGAAAAGGAGCAUGCUCAUCCCAAUGCCCCGCAACAGCAACUCAGCCUGACCAGCGGCAGUGGGAACAGCGAACCGGAACCGGAGUCCACCGCCUACCGGGUCUUUGGUGGCCUCAACAGCGACGAGAGCGAGGGCAACGACCUGUACGACACCCACCUGCCGCUGGCCGAGGACAACAAGGAGCUGAAGCGCCUGAUCGAGGACAACUAUCUGUACUUCAAGCGCCAGACGGGCGGCACCAUUAUCAGCGGUCCUGGCGGGGGCAAGUACGCCGCCCUCAGUGAGACGGACUUCAUCCGGCUGAAGGCAGGUGCUGCGGCCUGCGGCCGUAAGGCAUUCGCCUCCAGCGACUCGGAGUUCCUGCGCACCAUUAGCGAAUCGCGGGCGUUGCCAGAGCAACCAGUGGCCGGGAAGGAGAAGAGCUUCAACAUUCUAUCUCUGCUGGCCAAGACGAAGCGGUCGAGCACCGAGUGCUUCACCCUGGAGAAGAAGCGACAUCAGGCCAACUCCGAGGGAUCCAGCUUCUUCCGGCGCUCGCGGAACCGGAAAUUGUCGCACAGCUACAACGGAUGCGGCGGCGGCAAGGAACGCAAACUUGAGCGACGCCAGCGGCAGCACAGCGAUACGGACUCCACGCCCAACAAGCCGGACAUCCUGCUGGACAUCAAUGUGCUUAGCGAGCAGAGUGGCGCCAGUGUGAUUCAGCAGUUCAGCGACGGGGUGCAGCUGAUUGACUUCAGUGAGCUGAAGUCACCGCCGGAGAGGAUUCGCAGCGACGACGAGCUGGUCCAACUGGCCGAUUGCUUUGGGGAGUCACCCCAGCAGCCGGCCACGCCGCCACCAUCGUUGUCGCCGCCGGAGUUGCCGGAGCCGAGUGGCCUGCUCAUUGCCAGCAGCUCGGAGCUGGCCGAGAUCUUUCGAUCGCUGAGCUUUCCGCUGGGCCGACCAGCUGGUGCUCCACAGCGCCUGAGCACGCUCAGUGACCAGGUGUGCGCCAACUAUCUGAUGUCCCCACCGAACACACCGGCUCCGCCAGCCAUUUCCGUGCCCAACGGCGGUGCCAUGGACUCUUCCGCCGCUUCCAACGCGCAGUCGGCGUCCAUCAAUGUGUACUUCCUAUCGCCGCCGCCGCAUGCCGCCGCACCUGGUUAUACGCCCAGUGACACAUCCACGGUGUCCUUGGAUGUGGUGACCAGUCUGCCCAUGCCCGUUCCAGUGCCGCAGCCAAAUCCCCAAAUGCCCUCCCAGUCCAACAUAUCGCCCAAGCCGGAGAUCAUACUCGAUUCCACGCUGUCGCCGGUUGAGGGAUGUGGCGAUGAGCACCGGGAUGUCACGUCGCCACUGUUCAAGCGCAAAGAUAGCGCCGGCGAUGCGGACGUGAGCGUUUCCGGCAAUGGUGGGGCUGGUGGCGUAGGAGGGGUUGGUGGCCGCCAAGGACGCUGCAGCAUCCUGGCCGGCUACGAUGGCAUCCAAACUGUGCGGAAGAGACAGGCGUCCGUGGUGACCUACGACGUGAAUGUCAUCAACUUCUCGCAGGAGAACAGCGACAGUCGCAGCUACAUCCCGAUGGGCCGCGUUUCCACCAGUUCCGCAAAGCACGAAUUUUCCAAUAAAUCCUCGCUGAUCCGACGCGGCGGCAUCUGCAUCUUUGUGGAUGAGGAGGAGGCGGAGAUCAUUGAGCAGCGGCCCCGCGGCAUCACCUUCGCCGCGGUGCCCAGUCCGCUGCCCAAGUGUCCGCUCUGCGGCGCCGACAUCAGCAGCACCACCGGCACCACCGCAAACGCAAACACAACCGCAAAUGCCAACGCCGGCACCACAAUCGACACCACAGUAACCACUAGUAGUAAACGUAGUAGUCACGAGCCAACUCCAGAUCUUGGCCAGGUCCAGGGGCCCAGGUCCUCGUCCAGUUCCACUCGAUUCUGGCACAAGCGAACGGCGGCGGUCACAGCAUGUUGGCAGCAGAGCAAGAACCGGAAGCGCCGCUUCAAAACCGGAUGCAGUCACUGUGGUGCAACCGGCGGCUCCGUGCGACCGGCCAAAGGAUGGAAGGCCGAACACAAGGCCGCCCGCACCCUGGGCAUCAUCAUGGGCGUCUUUCUGCUCUGCUGGCUGCCCUUCUUUCUGUGGUAUGUCAUCACAUCGCUCUGCGGACCGGCCUGUCCCUGUCCCGAUGUGCUCGUGGUGGUGUUAUUCUGGAUCGGUUACUUCAACUCCACGCUAAAUCCGCUUAUAUACGCCUACUUUAAUCGCGAUUUCCGCGAGGCAUUCCGCAAUACGCUGGAGUGUGUGCUGCCCUGUCUGGAGAAACGCAAUCCGUACAACGCCUACUACGUCUAGACCGGAGACCGAAGACCGGAGACCGGAUAGUGUCUGCAUCCCGGCCACAUUCCUUCCUCGUCCACUCUCUUGGAUGCGGAACAAUGCCCCUAUAAGUGAUAUUUAAUACUUGAGUGAAUCGUUAUAUACCAAGGGAGGGAAAACAAAGCUGAGAAAAACAAGAGCAACGGCCAUACCAGAGGCAUUCGUGCCAGGAUAUAGCUAGCAUAAUCCUUGGAGCUAAGCAAUACUCGAUGUGUGUUUAUGUAUACGUGUACAAUUUCAUUUAAGCAACGAUAGGGAAUUUAAAUUAAAGUUGUGUUCUGAGCCCGCCAAGCCGCGGUUGCAGGGACAAUGCUGACCCGGAACUAAGCUAUCCAUAUAUAAGUGUUGUUUGUCCAACUAAACAGGAGAUAUACGUAAUAACUAUACAUAUGACAGAGCAAAACCCAAUUCAAAAUCGAGCGACUCUUUGCGUAGGAAAGUUCCAAUUUCAAGUGAAAUGUUGUCAAAUGAAUCAUCUAAGAAUUAUGUACUCCACUUCGGCCUGUCGAAGGUGAAACACUUUUUCCAUAGAUUUUUGGAAUACUAUGCUAUCCGAAAUUAGAGUAUUCGUAUGUCUCAGUUUUCGGGGAUUCGGGGAAAUCGUAUAUUAGGAUUGUAAAUCCUGACCCGAAUAAAUGCCAUUAAUUUAUUUUAUAUAUCAACAUAAGUUAAACACACUUUUUAAUGUUGUCAUAAAUGAAGCUACAUAACUAACUGACUUGUUCAAAAGCCCAAAAUCAUGGAAAAAGUGCAAUCGCAUAAUCUUACCUCUAGCUCUAAGUAUCAUAUGUAACCUAGAACACUAGCAAACCAAAUCUACAUAACAGAGUUAUUGAAAAUUACAAAUUACGCAAUCGAAAUUAUGUAAGGACAAAAUAUUGAAUGGAAGAGAAUUGUGUAGCUGAACGUUAUGAAUUUUCAUGCAGAAAGACAAUCUACCAAUGAGUAAAAAGAAUGAACUGCGAACAACCAAAAAUUGGCAAGCUGUAGGAAAUUUCGCCAUUCGCUGCAAAAUCGAUUCACUUAUUGUAUUUCAAUUUAGUUAGUUCGAUUGCCAUUUCGAUUCCCCUCUCUCCUGAGUUGCGACGACUUUUGUGAUAGUAAAGGAAAUUGAUUGUAUUUCUAGUUGAAUUGGCUUGCAUUGAGUAGGAAAUGCAUCCCGUCUAAGAAUCUGUACAAUGUAUUGUGUAUCUAAGU
Drosophila teissieri is the source of this 5025-nucleotide messenger RNA. RefSeq names its product octopamine receptor beta-3R (gene Octbeta3R). The record is from RefSeq and is a predicted model, not a curated record. Gene Ontology annotation, cellular component: membrane. The coding region runs from base 1 to 3804 and encodes 1267 amino acids. Gene Ontology annotation, molecular function: octopamine receptor activity; melanocortin receptor activity. Gene Ontology annotation, biological process: adenylate cyclase-activating adrenergic receptor signaling pathway. Lineage: Eukaryota; Metazoa; Arthropoda; Insecta; Diptera; Drosophilidae. The transcript has 8 exons.